UCUCCGUACCCACGAAUAAAGGGAUACCUUUUGCUUCGCUAAACUUUGCACAGGGACAGACCUACAGAAGGCCGUUCCAAAGAAAAACUUCCGGUAGCUUGCCUUCAGAAGGCUUCUACCCUUGAACACCUCUUCUUGCCCCUCCUUCUGGGGGCCUGCUAGCUGUACGGAAUGGGUGCUAAGAUGGCGGCCCUCACGGAGAAACGACUUAGUGCGCGGCCAUGUUGAUCUCCUGACAAUGCCACUCACAGUCAAAGUCUCCGCAGAACCCUAACCGCAGCUUGUUCAGUGAUUUCUUUCUGCCUCUGUGAAACCAUUGAACUUUCAGCCUUGCUAGAGGCUGCAGAAUAUAACUUCUGAGGACUUUCCAGCUUUGGAAGUGGGGCUGAGGCCCCUAGUGAACAUGCCAGCUAAUGAGAAAUCACCCCAGAGGUUUCCGGCUUUGAUUCCAGAAGAACCUGGCAGAUCAUUUGAGGGAUCUGUGUCAUUUGAGGAUGUGGCUGUGGAUUUCACCCGACAGGAGUGGCACAGACUGGACCCUGCCCAAAGGACCAUGCACAAGGAUGUGAUGCUGGAGACCUACAGCCACCUGGCAUCUGUGGGCCUCUGCGUGGCCAAACCAGACAUGAUCUUCAAGUUAGAGCGAGGAGAAGAGCUCUGGAUAUUGGAAGAGGAAUCCUCAGGCCAUGGUUACUCAAGAUCGCUGUCUCUGCUACGUGGUAGCAGUUCAGUUGGAGGUAAUGCCCUCAUGCUGGAGAACAACCUUUUUCAGCAUCAGAAGAUUCAAACAUUGAAUCAAAGUAUCAAUUAUAACAGAUGUGGGGAAGAUUUCCAUGAAGAAACAGGCUUUGAUCAACAUAAAAGAACUCACACAGGAGAUAAAAACUUUGAAUGUCAUGAAUGUGGGAAAGCAUAUUGCAGGAAAUCCAACCUUGUUGACCACCUGAGAAUACACACAGGGGAGAGGCCCUAUGAAUGUGGUGAAUGUGUGAAGACCUUCAGUGCAAGGUCAUACCUCAUCGCUCAUAAGAAAACUCACACUGGGGAGAAGCCCUUUGAAUGUCAUGAAUGUGGGAAGUCUUUUGGCAGGAAGUCACAACUCAUUCUACAUUACAGAACACAUACGGGAGAGAGACCCUAUGAAUGUACUGAAUGUGGAAAAACCUUUUCUGAGAAGGCAACCCUUACAAUUCACCAGAGAACCCACACAGGAGAGAAACCUUAUGAAUGCAGUGAAUGUGGUAAGACAUUUCGUGUCAAGAUAUCACUUACUCAACACCUGAGAACUCACACAGGGGAGAAGCCCUAUGAAUGUGGGGACUGUGGGAAAAACUUCCGUGCAAAAAAAUCCCUAAACCAACAUCAAAGAAUUCACACAGGUGAGAAACCCUAUGAGUGUGGAGAAUGUGGGAAGUUCUUCCGAAUGAAAAUGACUCUCAGUAAUCAUCAGAGAACCCACACGGGUGAAAAGCCCUAUCAGUGUAAUGAAUGUGGGAAAUCUUUCAGGGUACAUUCAUCUCUGGGGAUCCAUCAGAGAAUCCAUACUGGAGAGAAACCCUAUGAAUGUAAUGAAUGUGGAAAUGCUUUCUAUGUGAAGGCCCGCCUCAUUGAACAUCAGCGUAUGCAUUCAGGAGAGAAACCCUAUGAAUGCAGUGAGUGUGGGAAGAUAUUUAGCAUGAAGAAAUCCCUUCGGCAACACAAAAGAACUCACACUGGGGAGAAGCCUUAUGAAUGUAGUGAAUGUGGAAAUGCCUUUUAUGUGAAAGUGCGCCUCACUGAGCAUCAGAGAAUUCAUACAGGAGAGAGGCCCUUUGAAUGUCAGGAAUGUGGGAAGGGCUUCUGUCGGAAAUCACACCUCACAGAACACCGGAGAACUCACAUGGGCCGAGCCUUACUUUGUGUAUUGGAGAAAGCUUCCCCCUGAAGAUUCCCCCACUGCCCUCACUGGUUCAAACCCCUCAGGGCAUCUGAUCAAGUAGACCACGCAGAGUGCACUUGCCAUAGUGUGGCUUUCAGACUGGUGUAAAAAUGAGUCUUGAUUCCUUUAGGGAAUAGCUCAUUGUUGCUUGCUUUUUCUUUUGGAGACAAUGUCUCACUUUGUAGCUUAGGCUAGCCUUGAACUCAGUCUCCUGAGCGUUGGGACAAGUGAGCAACCAGCAUGCCUGGCUGUUUUUGCUUUUAUUUCCCCAAUUGGAGGUGAGGUUGAAGGUCUUGUCUGAUAAUUGACCAUUUGAAUUUUUCUUCAGUGCACUGACUGCUCAUAUACUUUGC
Messenger RNA from Nannospalax galili (Upper Galilee mountains blind mole rat), 2271 nucleotides. RefSeq names its product zinc finger protein 157 (gene Znf157). Gene Ontology annotation, biological process: negative regulation of transcription by RNA polymerase II. The record is from RefSeq and is a predicted model, not a curated record. The transcript has 5 exons. Gene Ontology annotation, molecular function: DNA-binding transcription repressor activity, RNA polymerase II-specific. The coding region runs from base 404 to 1924 and encodes 506 amino acids. NCBI's taxonomy places the organism in Eukaryota, Metazoa, Chordata, Mammalia, Rodentia, Spalacidae.